Messenger RNA from Cherax quadricarinatus, 1058 nucleotides. NCBI's taxonomy places the organism in Eukaryota, Metazoa, Arthropoda, Malacostraca, Decapoda, Parastacidae. The record is from RefSeq and is a predicted model, not a curated record.
UAUUAGCGCUGUUGUAUGAUAGUAAUUGUUGCUGUUGUGUUGCAGGGUCGAUGUAACCGGGAGAAGCCGCCCUGCAAGUACUUCCACCCACCACAACAUCUCAAGGACCAGCUGCUCAUCAACGGUCGUAACCACCUGGCCCUCAAGAACGCAAUCAUGACUCAGAUUCAGGGACUCGGCCCGGGCACCCCCGUCGUUCCAGGAACCAUACCCAUCAUUCAACAGCACUAUUACCCUUGCCAACACCCGUCAGCUCACAGUAGGCAACAGGAACAGAGAACGUCCGCCCAUUACAGCCUUUACAACACCGCAAUUUCUCCAGAAAACGUACCCAUAAUGUUCCCACACAACUCCGCGCCCUACCUGGCUGGGAUCCCCGCCAUGAGUAACUUCAACCCCUACAUUGCCUCCUCGCCGGUCAUGACUAUGGGCAUGACGGACGGCGCCGUGGCCUCGCCUAUCAACGCCGUCGUAUCCCAGCAGGUGGUUCCCGCCCAGAAGGUGCCUAGGACUGACCGGCUAGAGUUCCUCUGAAGCUGGACGGGAACCAAGACUGCACCAGGCAAGAUAUUUUCACCCCUUUGGAUGGCCACACAGACAUUGCAACAGGUGGUAUUGAUGAACCUAGACAUAGUUCACCAAGGAAACCUGUUGUAAAUCUGUCCAGGUUCCAGAGGGUUUCCGAUUCUACUGGUUGGUACUGAUGGCUCAAAUCCCUAUAUUUGUUGAGCUUAGAUUCUUCCAUGGGAUCAUCAUAAUUUAUUAAACACACAAAUUGAUAUAGAUAUCCGGCAGUGGAUACGCAAGUAACGUUCAACACCAGUUUUCUGCCAAUCUUUCAGGGAUAGUGAUCCCACCAGGGCGGUUAUAGGAUUUACAGAGAUUUCGAUGUACUAGGAAUCAGCAUCCUCCACUGUCUGGGCAAUCAGCUGUAGCGAGGCUUCUCUUGAUAACGUCGACUUCAUUAUGUCUUUCUUGCCAACCCUAGGGAAUGACAGUUUAAACCAUAUAGAGCGUAUGGGUCACCUUUGAUGUGGUUAAAGGCACCGAGGAAAGCC